Molecule: messenger RNA, 992 nt
Organism: Megalobrama amblycephala (Wuchang bream)
Lineage: Eukaryota; Metazoa; Chordata; Actinopteri; Cypriniformes; Xenocyprididae
Product: PEST proteolytic signal containing nuclear protein
Exons: 5
Coding region: 108-602 (164 amino acids)
Biological process (GO): proteasome-mediated ubiquitin-dependent protein catabolic process; protein ubiquitination
Cellular component (GO): nucleus
Source: RefSeq, a predicted model, not a curated record
ACCAGUGGAAGAGCAGGAGCGACAACAGAGGGGUUCUUUUCUUUUUGCGACUGCAGCGGUAUUUUGUCCUCUCCGGUUGCCGUACGUGCCUAAAGCAGAUUCAUACGAUGGCGAAUGUGAAGUGCAGCAGCGAAGGCCCUUCUAAAGAAGGAGCAGGACCAGAAGAGAAGGGAAGCAGUGUGAAAACUAAGACUGUCUCUUCCAGCACGGCAUCAGGGGACAGUCUGCGAAAGCGGCCUGCUCAUGAGAUCGACCCAGAAGAUGAGGCUAAAAGCAAGUCAGCGCCCCCUAAAAUGUUUAAAUCGGGGUUUAGCAUGACUGCGAAGAAGCCUGCGUCCAUCUCCAUCAAGCUUGGAGCAAGUAAACCUAAGGAACCCACACCUGCCUUACCUGCCAAGAAAGCUGGACUUGCAUCUGUUUUUAAUGAGGAUGAUGAUAGCGAGCCUGAAGAAAUGCCACCUGAGGCAAAGAUGAGGAUGAAGAAUAUUGGCAGAGAAACGCCCACAUCAGCUGGACCCAAUUCCUUCAACAAAGGAAAGCAGGGAUUCUCAGACCAUCAGAAACUUUGGGAGAGGAAGCUCAAAUCCCAGACAGAUCAGUAGCAUCUGGCUUCUUUCAAUAGCUUGCUUUUGGGCACUGAAAUAUUUGUCCUAUUGUCUCUUUGUUUGAUAAACAUUGUACAAAUGUAUAUAUGUAAUGAAUGUUUAUGCUAUCAAGCAUCUUUUUAUCGUAGCUAUUUUGUUUUUUAGCCACGCUGUGGUUAAAAAUGCCUUCCUGUGUAAGGUGCAAACAGAGAAAAUGAGCAUAAUCUUUAUUGCUGUACAAUAUGUGCCGCACCGACCCCCGUUAUCAUUUGCUUAUAGUUUAGUUGUUCUCCAGAGAAGGAAUGUAGUGGUCCAGUCAUUUAGGAUUGUUUAAGUUUCAUUCAUAGCAAUGAAAGAAGACUCUGUAGUUUGAUUCACUAAUAAAUGAGAAAUGUGGUGUCACUUUAA